Messenger RNA from Clarias gariepinus (North African catfish), 2121 nucleotides. RefSeq names its product meteorin, glial cell differentiation regulator (gene metrn). NCBI's taxonomy places the organism in Eukaryota, Metazoa, Chordata, Actinopteri, Siluriformes, Clariidae. Gene Ontology annotation, biological process: glial cell differentiation; positive regulation of axonogenesis. Gene Ontology annotation, molecular function: hormone activity. The record is from RefSeq and is a predicted model, not a curated record. The coding region runs from base 216 to 1091 and encodes 291 amino acids. The transcript has 4 exons.
CAGUGAGGAUGCUGAGAGGAGCAGACAGGGAUAGGCAGAAUUAUUACUGAGGGAAGAAAAGAGUAAAGGAAAGCGAAAAAUGGAGUCUGUAACGUUAGCAUCGGGCGUUAUUAGGUGUGGCAGAGUUUAGUUUAAUUUAUUUUAAAGCGAGAGAGCUGACCCAUCAACCUGACUGGAUUUAUUUCGACUCAGCUGUGUGGGGCUAAGUAACAGAAAUGGAGAUUGUUUUUUUGAUUUUGGCGUUAAUUACAAUGAAUGGAGCGGCCUUUUCGGCGGAUGAGUGCAGCUGGAGGGGAAGCGGUCUUUCUCGGCCAGAGCAAGGUGUUGAGCAGGUGUUUCUGCGCUGCGCCGAAGGCUCGGUCGAGUUCCUGUACCCCACCGGAGCCCUGCGUCUCACUCUCUUGCCCCGGCAAUCCGGAAACAGAGUGGGCGGGGCCAGUGGAACGCCUACAUCUGUCUGCAUCAAGCCAGAGCCUCAGUGGGGCGGCGCCCAGCUUUACCUGGAGAGAGGUGGAGUCCUGGAGCUGCUAGUAAGCGACACACCUGGUCCCGCUUAUCUACGCUGUUUCAGCAUUACUCCUGGGGAAAGCCCGGCCCUGUUCCUGCAAGCCACGCCCCACAGCGACAUAAGCAGGCGCAUCGCGGCGUUCCGUUACGAGCUGAGAGGGGAUAGGACCUCGCAGUUUUCUGUUAACUCUGUGGACGCUGAUGUGGAAGAAGGAGCGUGCAGGCCGUGUAACGACACAGAGAUGCUGAUGGCAGUUUGCACCAGUGACUUUGUGGUACGUGGGAAUAUCCGCGCGGUGGAAGCCGACUCUGGACAGCGCGUGUCCGUGAUCAGCGUGAGCGCGACACGUGUGUACCGUCAGAAGUGGCCUCUGUUCUCCAGCGUGGGCCGCCUCACACACUCCGGAGAGAUCCGCACACUGCUACGCUGCGGCGUCCGCGCCGGCUCCGGAAGCUUCCUCUUCACCGGACACGCCCACUUUGGGGAGGCCUGGCUUACCUGCGCACCAAGGUACAAAGAAUUCCUGAGAGUGUACGAGCGCGCCAGACAGGACCUCCAGAUCCCCUGCACUCUCGACACCUGAACUGAUAAAGAGAGAGGGACAGGACAAGAGAGGAAGAGAAGGAGCGAGAUGAAAAUAAAGACAAUGGCGUCAUCAUGGAGACAAAGACACAGUGAAUCUUCAUGAAGAGAGUGGGACAGCAAAUAAUGUCUUCAUGGAAAGAGAAACAGUAAAUUGUGUCCUUAUGGAGAAAGAAAAGGAAAUAGUGUCCUCAUGGAAAGAGUGACCGUGCAUAAUGUCCUCAUGAAGAGAGAGAGAGAGAGCUGUUAGUGUCCUAAUGGAGAGAGAGCGAGAGAGACACACAGUGAAUAAUGUCCUCAAGGAGAGAGACCAGGUGUCACAGUCAUACACAGAUUACCAUCCUCAUGAAGAGAGACACAAGAUAGUGUCCUUGCAAAGAGAGAUCCAGAAAAAGUCAAAUUCAAGUAAGAGACAUGGAAUUAUCAAAGAGAGAGACACAAAAUGUAAGACGUGACUCCUCAGGACUUUAACUCAUUAGCUAUAAGCGAAGGACAUGUGACACUCGUCAGUAUUAAUACCACUCACGGGUUUAAUAUAAAAAUUUAAUUUGCACUGAGGAUGAAGAGGGAGCUGAAACCAAAUGAUGGAAGCAGAUAAAAUGUAGCACACACACACACACAGAUCAGAUCAUUUAUUACCUGAUUUAAUCAGCAUCCUAAAUUCCAUUCUUGUUUACACCGCAUGCUAAAGCAAGCUAAAGCUGCUUCUCUGUGAAGUUAACGGUGAUCCAGAGUAUGAACUAUGCUAGCAUGCUAAUGCUAAACUGAUAAAAAAAAAAAAAAAAGAUGAGACAUUGAAGCACUUUCGCUGCAUAUCCGUUCAUACGACUUAAAUACUGUUAGUGUUUCUUGAGCAGAUGUUAAUUUUUUUUUUAUAAUAAUUUUUUAAAAUAAGAAAGCUGGAUUUGAUUUACCUGACAUUGCUAUGUUGUUUGUUUUGCUUGUGUUUAAAGAUGUGUAUGAUGUAAGAGAAAUAUAUUUAAUGGUAAAGAGCGUCUCGGAUAUUAUUACAGAGUGGGCCAAUAUAUAUA